Messenger RNA from Oryzias melastigma (Indian medaka), 2283 nucleotides. RefSeq names its product FA complementation group G (gene fancg). The record is from RefSeq and is a predicted model, not a curated record. The coding region runs from base 116 to 1957 and encodes 613 amino acids. Gene Ontology annotation, molecular function: protein binding. NCBI's taxonomy places the organism in Eukaryota, Metazoa, Chordata, Actinopteri, Beloniformes, Adrianichthyidae. Gene Ontology annotation, biological process: interstrand cross-link repair. Gene Ontology annotation, cellular component: Fanconi anaemia nuclear complex. The transcript is spliced from 14 exons.
AGAAAACGCUCCUCGGUCAUUUUUUGUGUUUACUUCCGGUUUAGCUCACAAGUUUGAGAGACGAGGGAAACUCGAAACAAUUUUCUCCAAAACUACGAUGUAAAUUUUUAUUAAAAUGCAUCGACAGCAGUCUUUAUUUGACUACUGGACACAAGAAAACAACGAUUUAGUGAAAAUUUGUAAGAAACAUGAAGGACAGAAAGCUGUGGGUCCACAUCUGACCUCUGACUUUCAAAAGCUGUUGAGAAAAAUACAAGGAGUCCCGCCUGAAACUGAUCAUGCACAGCUGGAGCUCUCGGUUGUGUACAAUGCCUGUAUCUGCUUUAUUGCCCAGUCUCAGUUCACUGAAGCUGAGCUCCUCCUCAAACAAGCAGCUGAGAGAACUCUACAAAUGAAAGGAGAAAGCCUUUGUCAGUUGGAUGCUCCUAUAGUUUGGAUGACGGCUGUUAAAUCAGUAAAGAACACAGCUUUACAUCGCUUUUUGCUGUUUCUCCCCUGUUUGCAGUGGGCAAUAUGGUUGGCCACAUGCCAGCUAAAGCCUAUAGAGGAUUUUCAGGAGACCUCCUUGUUUGAGGCUAUAAUUGGUGGAGUUGGAGGUGAAUUUGGAGAACACGCAAAGGAAAAGUUCAGAAUUGUUCCCACACUAGUGAUGGAUCCAAAGCGACUUGUUGAGUUAUUGCAGAUCUGCAGUGUCAUUGCUCAAGGUGCGGAAAAACUGAAUGAAGGUAGGGGCUCGGAAGCUUUGCCUCGUUUGCAGGCAGCUUCCAAACUGCCAGCUCCCAAAGCUCUUGUUGCUUACACCCACCUCCUAUCAGGCUCCUGCCUCACCCAUAUGAACUGCCCUCAGAUGGCACUGCAGUGCUACAAAAAGGCCUUGGAAACAGACGCCCAGUGUGUGUAUGCGCUUCAUCAGAGCUCACGCAUCUAUAGCGAGCUUGGAAAUGCACAAGCUGAGAUACAAGCUCUUCAUAUAUUGCACUUGACUUUGUUAUUACCGUCUUCUGCAGAGCCCUCCACGGCUGGAGUCCAUCUUCUCUCUCCAUUCUUGCUUCUCGCCAGCCAAUCACUGAAAAACCUGCUCUCAGUUCCAUCUCCUCUCAGUGUCCUUCACAAACUGGCUCUCAAAUGCAUUCUCAAUAUCAGAGUACCUGAGGGGGUUAAACACUACCUGGACCUUCUGGCUGCUCUUCACUCAGAAGAUCAUCAUGGAGUAAAAGUGCAUUCCGAGUUCUCCACCCUCCCCAGGUUACCCAAACUCUACUUAGAAGCUGCCGUUGCCUUGCUCAUGGCCCAGCGACCUGCAGACAGUAUGGCCCUUUGCACAGAAGUCAUUGAAACAACCCUGGAGCUUCUUCCAGAGAAACUGGUUAUUGAAGAACCAGAGGAGGGAAGUGAGGCUUUGACCCAAGGCAUGCGAGAGGAGGGUGAAGGGACACUUGCAGUGUUCCUCUGGGCUGCAGCUGCAUACCUGCUACAAGGUCAUUGCUACUCUCAGCUGAAGGACUGGAAACAAGCUGUGACUCACUACACAAGGUGUGUCAACAUGCUGGUGAAGGUGCACUUUAAAAGAAAAGAUGUCCAGACAGAAGUUUCAAAAGCAGGAAGACACCUCAGCCAAACAGCAGACCUGCACAUCCUUCAAAGACUUAAGGGGCUUUCUUUAGCUGGUCGGGGGAUCAGCUUCAGCCAGAUGGACCACCUAAAGGAGGCUCUCAGGGACCUCCAGCUAAGCCUACAGGCUGUUCCAGAGGGUAUUGGUGCAGGGCUGUGGUGUGGUGAAGUACUGUGGAGGCUUGACCGAAAGCGGGAGGCAGCAGCUCGCUGGGAAGUGACCUGGAACCUUCCCACUCAGUCCUCCACUGAGAGUCUUCCCUUGUAUGCACAAGAACCUUCCUUUGGUCCUUCGUUGGAUCCAACAGAACUACGACACAGAAUACAAAAACUCGGUCCAGUUUAGACAAAUUUGAGGAUGUCCUACUACAGAAAAGGUCUAAAAUAAGGCAUAUUUCCCUAAACAAGACAAUAUAACCCAUAAAAAGUGGGAAAUUCUUUUUUUUCUGUCUUUUGAAGUAAAGAAGCAGUGUUUUAUAGGAUUUGUUGUUAACAUAAUCUGUGGUUGUUUUUUGUAUAGAAAGUUUCUGGUCUGAAUUUGUGGGACAGUAAAAGAUUAGUUGUACAUACAUGACAUGGUGUUACAGGAAAAUGGAUUGUACUCUAAAAAAGUGAUACAUUUCUUGAAAAAUAUAAUUUAAAAUAUAUAAAUAAAAAUGUUUAACCACUAAA